Messenger RNA from Symbiodinium sp. CCMP2456, 1038 nucleotides. NCBI's taxonomy places the organism in Eukaryota, Dinophyceae, Suessiales, Symbiodiniaceae. The record is from the annotation of a GenBank genome assembly.
AUGCCAGAAAUGCAGCUGCGCAGUCUGGCCCUGGGCACAGCGACUGCCGGGGCUCUGAUCGCUGUUCGCUCCGCGGCACUGAAGUGGGCAACGAGCAAAGGCGCUGCCACUGUUGGCCCCAGAUGGCUCGCCGUUUGGUUGAGCAUCCAGCUUGGUCGUGUAGCCAACCUUGCCGGCGUCGACUUCGAGACAAAUACCGCAGAGAAAUGGCAUCAUGAUCCUCAGCAGCGCCUUGAUCCGAAUCGGCAGUAUCUCACCUGCUGGCAUCCUCAUGGUGCUCUGACUUUCUGCGCGGCCUUCUUCACGAGCAAGAUGGCCGCGCAAUCCACCACAGAAGACUGCCCGGGGCCGCGCGGAUGGUUUGUUGGAAUUGCCACCCUCCUAUUUCGCUUCCCCUUCGUCGGCGAGUACCUCACGUUGGUAAACGCCCGACCGGUGACGCAAUCGAUGUCGGACAAGGUCCUCGGGGCCGGCCGCAGUCUUGCCUUGCAGCCCGGUGGCAUCCCUGAGCAGGUCGGCACGGAUCACAGGAGAGAACAAGUAGUCUUCCCUCCGAACCUGGGCUUCUGCCGUCUGGCGCUGAAGCACGGGGUCCCGCUGCUUCCGAUCUACGUAUUCGGUGAGAAUCAGGUCUUUUCCACUUACGAGUGGGGUCGACAGACCACCGCAAAGCUCUUCAACAGCUUCGGCGUGUGCGUGCCACUGGUGAACCCCCUCCCGAAUCGGGUGACAUUGCACAUGAUGUGGGGCGAGCCCGUCGAAAUGCCCUCGAAGGCCGAGGAUCCCGAGGACAGCGAGGUUGAGCGAGUUUUUGCCAGGUAUCUCUUGUCUUUGGGUCGGCUCUUCGGCGAACACGCCUCCAGCUGCCUCCCAGCGGAGGUCGCCUCACAAGGACUGAAAGUGAUUUGGCGCGGUCAUAGCAAGGAGAAGCUCGACGCGCUCUUGGAGAGCGAGAGGAAUGGUGGAGAGAUUCCGCCUUGCUUGUUACUCUGCGACGGUCGCUUGGAACCCUCGGCGCCGUUGCGAGCGAAGCUGUGA